AAGACGAAGAAACUGGAGAAGAGAGAUCGACGAGUUCUGAGAGAAUGACCAUGGUUAAGGUGGAAGAUGAGCCACGAGCUCCCGUCGAAGGUGGAUGUGGUCACGACGAGAAGGAUGAGAUCUGCGCCGGAUCUGUCGCCGGAGAAGGUGGAUAUUCAGCUGAGAAGCCAAUUCAUGAAUCUAGGUCCAUGGAAGCUCCUUCCUCCGAGCCAAAUGUUUCAACGAUCCGUCCUAAUCAACUUACUAUCUUCUUUGGUGGGAAAGUUCGCGUCUUUGAUGGGCUUCCAGCGGAAAAGAUUCAAGAAAUCAUCCGUAUUGCUGCUAAGUCCGUUGAGGCAAAGAACUCUACGAACACCAGUCCUGUGGCAUCUCCAGCACUGAACAGAGCUCCUUCCCUCUCAAGCACCUCAAAUGCAGCUUCUCCAGCUGCGCAGUCAUUUCCUAUUCACCCUAUUUCAUUUUGCAGAUCUGCUGCUGAUCUACCAAUUGCAAGGAGGCAUUCGCUUCAACGAUUCCUUGAGAAGAGACGGGAUAGAUUGGUCAGCAAGAACCCUUACCCUGCUUCAGACGUCAAGAAGGCAGAUGUCCCAAGUGACAAUGCUUCUAUUAAGGAGGAGUAUCCGACUGCUUAGCAGAAGAUUAACCUUCAAGGCUGUAAUAAGCUUAACGAAUAUAUCAUCAUUCCUACUAAGUGAAACGUUUAUGAUAAAUGUAUCUUCUGUGCUGCUGUGUGUUGUAUGAUAAUAUGUCUGUACACGUUUGUUAGACAAACCGAAUAUUUGUUUGCAGGUCUGGUGUGGGCAGACAUGCUUUAUCAUUUUACAUUUUCUUAACCAAUAACUCUUGAUGUUGUUUUAUUCUACUUGUUGUCUCUGUCAGAUACAAUUUGUGUGUAAUACUAAUGAAGUCUGUAUUAUUAUUGUUAUA
Messenger RNA from Eruca vesicaria subsp. sativa (arugula), 927 nucleotides. The record is from the annotation of a GenBank genome assembly. NCBI's taxonomy places the organism in Eukaryota, Viridiplantae, Streptophyta, Magnoliopsida, Brassicales, Brassicaceae.